UCGCGGCGAGGGCGACUGCUCCGAGGCCGAGUGGCGAUCGGGUGGAGACCUCGGUUCCUUUCUCCGUAUGAUUCUCUUGUGAUCAGCCUUUGUACCUUUUCCACAUUUGAAGAUGGUGAAGUUAGAUAUUCAUACUCUGGCCCAUCACCUCAAGCAGGAACGCUUAUAUGUAAACUCUGAGAAACAACUCAUUCAGAGGCUCAAUGCAGAUGUACUUAAGACAGCUGAAAAGUUGUAUCGUACAGCAUGGAUUGCUAAACAACAGAGGAUUAAUUUGGAUCGGCUUAUCAUAACCAGUGCUGAAGCUUCCCCUGCUGAAUGUUGCCAACAUGCCAAGAUUUUGGAAGAUACACAGUUUGUUGAUGGAUAUAAGCAAUUGGGAUUUCAGGAGACUGCUUAUGGAGAAUUCUUGAGUCGAUUAAGGGAAAAUCCUCGUCUUAUUGCCUCCUCUCUGGUUGCUGGAGAGAAACUUAAUCAGGAGAACACACAAAGUGUUAUUUACACAGUUUUUACCUCCCUCUAUGGCAACUGCAUUAUGCAAGAAGAUGAAAGCUACCUCCUUCAGGUUUUGAGAUACUUGAUUGAAUUUGAACUUAAAGAAAGUGACAACCCCCGGCGACUUUUGAGGAGAGGAACUUGUGCCUUCAGCAUCUUAUUUAAACUUUUUUCUGAAGGACUGUUUUCUGCCAAACUUUUCCUCACAGCUACUUUACAUGAGCCAAUCAUGCAACUGCUUGUGGAAGAUGAAGAUCAUCUGGAAACAGAUCCAAAUAAACUAAUUGAGAGGUUCUCCCCAUCUCAACAAGAAAAACUCUUUGGAGAGAAAGGCUCAGAUAGAUUCAAGCAAAAGGUUCAAGAAAUGGUGGAUUCCAAUGAGGCCAAACUAGUGGCUUUGGUGAACAAAUUUAUUGGUUAUCUCAAACAGAACACAUACUGCUUUCCACAUAGUUUGAGGUGGAUCGUGUCGCAGAUGUACAAAACCCUCUCCUGUGUAGACAGACUGGAAGUUGGGGAGGUCAGGGCAAUGUGUACUGAUCUCCUAUUGGCCUGCUUCAUUUGUCCUGCAGUUGUCAACCCAGAACAGUAUGGAAUCAUUUCUGAUGCUCCUAUUAAUGAAGUGGCAAGAUUCAAUCUGAUGCAGGUUGGCCGCCUUUUGCAGCAGUUAGCAAUGACUGGCUCUGAAGAGGGAGAUCCCCGGACAAAGAGCAGCCUUGGAAAAUUUGACAAAAGCUGUGUUGCUGCUUUCCUUGAUGUUGUGAUUGGGGGCCGUGCAGUGGAGACUCCUCCAAUGUCCUCUGUUAAUCUUCUGGAAGGGUUGAGCAGAACUGUGGUUUAUAUAACCUACAGUCAGCUUAUUACUCUGGUGAAUUUUAUGAAGAGUGUGAUGUCUGGAGACCAACUGAGAGAAGAUAGAAUGGCUCUUGACAAUUUAUUGGCAAAUCUACCCCAGGCAAAGCCAGGGAAAAGCAGCAGUUUGGAAAUGACUCCCUACAAUACUCCUCAGCUCUCUCCAGCAACCACUCCAGCAAAUAAAAAGAAUCGAUUGCCUAUAGCAACUCGGAGCAGAAGUCGCACCAAUGUGCUAAUGGACUUACAUAUGGACCAUGAAGGAUCAUCUCAAGAAACCAUCCAGGAGGUGCAGCCAGAAGAAGUGUUGGUUAUUUCCUUAGGGACAGGCCCCCAGCUUACUCCAGGGAUGAUGUCAGAAAAUGAGGUCCUAAACAUGCAACUUUCGGAUGGAGGACAAGGAGAUGUCCCUGUCGAUGAAAACAAACUCCACGGUAAACCUGAUAAAACCUUGCGCUUUUCCCUCUGCAGUGAUAAUCUGGAAGGAAUAUCUGAAGACCUAGAAGGAGAGUCUGUAUCAGAACUGGGAGCAGGACCUUCUGGCAGUAAUGGAGCUGAUGCUCUCCAGCUACUGGAGCAUGAGCAAGCCACGACACAAGAUAAUCUUGAUGAUAAACUGAGGAAGUUUGAAAUUCGUGAUAUGAUGGGAUUGACAGAUGAUAGGGAUAUAUCAGAAACAGUGAGUGAGACCUGGAGUACAGAUGUCUUAGGAAGUGAUUUUGACCCUAACAUUGAUGAAGAUCGUUUGCAAGAAAUUGCAGGUGCAGCAGCAGAGAACAUGUUAGGCAGUUUACUGUGCCUGCCAGGGUCAGGAUCAGUGCUUCUUGACCCCUGCACUGGUUCUACCAUAUCAGAGACAACAAGCGAAGCUUGGAGUGUAGAGGUUUUGCCAAGUGACUCAGAGGCCCCAGAUCUAAAGCAGGAGGAACGUCUGCAGGAACUGGAGAGCUGUUCGGGACUGGGCAGCACAUCUGAUGAUACGGAUGUCAGGGAGGUCAGUUCCCGCCCCAGCACACCAGGCCUCAGUGUUGUGUCGGGCAUCAGUGCAACCUCUGAGGAUAUUCCCAAUAAGAUUGAAGACCUGAGAUCAGAGUGCAGCUCUGACUUUGGGGGUAAAGAUUCUGUCACUAGUCCAGACAUGGAUGAAGUAACUCAUGGUGCCCACCAUCUGACCUCUCCCCCUUCUCAGUCAGACUCUCUGCUGGCCAUGUUUGAUCCACUGUCUUCACAUGAAGGGGCUUCUGCUGUGGUAAGGCCAAAGGUCCACUAUGCCAGGCCAUCGCAUCCACCACCAGACCCACCAAUCCUGGAAGGAGCUGUGGGAGGAAAUGAGGCCAGGCUGCCAAACUUUGGUUCCCAUGUUUUAACUCCAGCUGAAAUGGAGGCAUUCAAGCAAAGGCAUUCUUACCCUGAAAGAUUAGUUCGCAGCAGGAGCUCUGACAUAGUGUCUUCUGUCCGGAGACCCAUGAGUGACCCCAGCUGGAACCGCCGCCCAGGCACUGAAGAGCGAGAACUCCCUCCAGCUGCAGCCAUUGGUGCUACUUCUUUGGUGGCUGCACCUCAUUCGUCAUCUUCAUCUCCGAGUAAGGACUCCUCAAGAGGAGAGACUGAAGAACGCAAAGAUAGCGAUGAUGAAAAAUCAGACAGGAACAGACCUUGGUGGAGAAAACGUUUUGUUUCUGCUAUGCCUAAAGCUCCUAUACCAUUUAGAAAGAAAGAAAAACAAGAAAAAGACAAAGAUGAUCUGGGGCCUGACAGAUUCUCAACACUCACAGAUGAUCCCAGCCCUAGACUCAGUGCACAAGCUCAGGCUGCUGAGGAUAUUCUGGACAAAUACAGGAAUGCUAUUAAACGAACCAGCCCCAGUGAAGGAGCCGUGGCCAGCUAUGAAAGUGCAGAGGUUAUGGGUGAUGGUGAAAGUGCACACGAUUCUCCUCGAGAUGAAGGGCUGCAAAACAUCUCAGCCGAUGAUCUCCCGGACUCUGCGAGCCAGGCGGCCCACCCGCAGGACUCCGCUUAUUCUUACAGAGAUGCAAAAAAGAAACUGAGGCUUGCUCUGUGCUCUGCGGAUUCUGUUGCUUUCCCUGUGCUAAGCCAUUCAACAAGGAACGGUUUACCAGACCACACAGACCCAGAAGAGAAUGAAAUUGUAUGCUUCUUAAAAGUUCAAAUAGCCGAAGCAAUUAAUUUACAAGAUAAGAACUUAAUGGCUCAACUGCAAGAAACAAUGCGUUGUGUGUGCCGCUUUGACAACAGGACUUGCAGGAAACUGCUGGCCUCCAUCGCCGAGGACUACAGGAAAAGGGCCCCCUAUAUUGCUUAUCUUACUCGCUGUCGACAAGGACUGCAGACCACACAGGCUCACCUGGAAAGGCUGCUGCAGAGGGUUCUGCGGGACAAGGAGGUGGCCAAUCGGUACUUUACCACCGUCUGUGUGAGGUUGCUGCUUGAGAGCAAAGAAAAGAAGAUCAGGGAGUUCAUUCAAGACUUUCAGAAACUCACAGCAGCUGAUGAUAAAACUGCUCAGGUAGAAGAUUUCCUGCAAUUCCUUUAUGGUGCGAUGGCCCAGGACGUUAUAUGGCAAAAUGCGAGUGAGGAGCAGCUUCAGGACGCUCAGCUGGCCAUUGAGCGAAGCGUGAUGAAUCGGAUUUUCAAGCUUGCUUUCUACCCUAAUCAGGAUGGGGACAUACUCCGUGACCAGGUUCUUCAUGAACAUAUUCAGAGGUUGUCUAAAGUAGUGACUGCGAACCACAGAGCCCUUCAGAUACCAGAGGUUUAUCUUCGGGAGGCACCGUGGCCAUCCGCACAGUCAGAAAUCAGGACUAUAAGUGCUUACAAGACCCCCCGGGACAAAGUGCGGUGCAUCCUGAGAAUGUGCUCCACCAUCAUGAACCUCCUGAGCCUGGCCAACGAGGACUCCGUCCCAGGGGCAGAUGACUUUGUCCCUGUUUUGGUGUUUGUGUUGAUAAAGGCAAACCCCCCCUGUUUGCUGUCCACUGUCCAGUAUAUCAGCAGCUUCUAUGGCAACUGUCUGUCUGGGGAGGAGUCCUACUGGUGGAUGCAGUUCACGGCAGCUGUGGAGUUCAUCAAAACCAUCGACGACCGAAAGUGACCAGGCCUCAGGCCCACCAAGGCAGCUGACUGUCCAGCGGCAGACUGAUCUUUGAGAAAUGUACCAGCUGCCUUGAAGGCUAAAGCUUGUUUUGUAUAAUAUUGUAUAGUAUUCAGACAUUUUAAAACAGAUCUUUACUAAACAGAUUAAUGAGCUAACAAUCAGGUUCUCUUUUCUUCGGGCUCUUCCUUUCUGAGUUGCAUAUUUUACUCUUUUGUCCCCAGGUAGAGAAUAGUACUGCAAAAAGGGACCAUGUUUUUCAGGUAUUUGAAAUACUAAAAAACAAAGCAAAACCUCCUAGAAAAUGUCUAGAUCUCCAUUCAUGGGUACCCAUUCUUUCCUUUUAUGUAACAAAGAAGAAAGAUGCUGUCUAACCCUGUAGGCAAUCCAGUGGGAGGGAAGGACAGGUCGCACUGAGGGUCACAGUGGUGGUGACAUUGGUGGCAUUAUCUAUAAAUACAUUCACCUAAUUGAAAAGCCAAGAAGGAAAUGUAAAUAUAAUAUAUAUUUAUAUUUGAUGUAAUAUGGACAUCUUCCUAUUCUAAUAAACAAGGAGUAUUGCUGAUAGUAGAUUGUGAUGUACCCUCUUAUAAAAUGGUUUCCUUGACAAAAUUUAAGCUGAGCUUAAAAUCAGAGAACAUAAAAAUACACAGAAAAAUUUAUUAAGGUAUAAUACAGUUAGUUUAUUGAACUUUCUAGGUGUGGAGUUAGAUAGAUGCCCAAGGCUGCCUUUGAUGAGAGGUAUAAAAAUCGUGAGUGAGUCACCUGGACAGUUCUCACCGUGGACAUCUGUGAGCCUGCAGGAACAGUGGCUGUCUGGUACUGUGUGUGGUACUUCUCAUCUGAAAUACCGAGUAUAGUGUAGGAGCCCCAAACAGAACUUACAACCCUUUCAUUGUAAAAUAUUUUUGAUGAUUAUUCACAUUGAAUGUACAGACCAGGAAUUCAGUGAAUGUCAUUUUUUUUAAAAACUAAUUUGUAUUGUCUGCUCUAGUGAUACAAGUUUUAUUAGUGAUAAAGUAUUUUAAUCAACCAUACUAUUCUUAUGGGAAAAAUCUAUUUUGGCAGGUUUCUGUGCCUUUAUUUCCCUCUUCUGAAGAAACGUCCAUGUUUCAAUAUUUUGUUUUGAUUGUAUAUUGAUAAUUAAUCAGGAAUGGGUUUCGGUGUCUGAGAAAUUGGCCACGGAGGCACACCACAGCUUCAAGCACAGUCUUGUACCUGGUCACCACCAGUGGACUGUUUUCACUUGGUACGUUUCCUACAGACUCGGGCCCACGCUUGAGUCCCUGUGCUGACAGUGCUUCCGGGCGCCUCGCACAGAGACACAGGUGGUCUCCUCCCUCUCUGUAAGACAGCUGUGUCAUUGCGCCUAAGGAAGCUGGGUGCUCUUUGUGCCCCCACCUUCUCUCAUUCAUUUAUUUUAAAAUAACCAAACAAGUUGCACAGGAGUGUAGGAUGCGGUUUCUGUCUUUUAGAGAGAGAUCAGAAUUAAACGAGUACUACAAAAUGUCCUUUUGAAUGUUAGGUCAAGAAGCCUAUGUACAGUCAUGUGCUUCGCGGGCGGUAACUGUCAAACUUGCCCAGGGAUGAGAAGUCCAAUCCCAUCUUAAAUACUUGAUGAGACAAACUAUCCAACAUGAUUUCUAAGACCUAGAGGCAGUCCAUUUUCUUCAGCAUUUGAUUCAAUAAAUGUUAAGUCAACAGAAGACUUGGUAUAGUUGAACGUCAUUGUUAAGGGAUUUAACUCAGAAGUCAAUGAGAUGUUUUCCCUCCAUAGUGAUUGCUAAAUUUCUUCUAUAUUAUCACCAUGGAAAUAAAUAUGAAGAUGUGGACACUGUACAGGGCUCUUUUCUGUGGAGCAGAAGGUGUUGUUUGGGGUGUAGGGCUACACUGAGGCAGGAGAUGGGGCUCUGCAGGGCUUGCACCCCUGGUGAGAGGAGAACCCCAGAGAUUUGGCGUCGGGGUUGCACCUCCGAGAUGCAGGUGGGUGCCUGGGCCUUGACCAGGUGCUGGCAGAGAUGCACCGCCCAGCUGUCGAAGGGGCAGCGAAGGGCCCUUCCGGAAACCUUCAGGAGCAGGGACUUCUCUAUUCCCUGUCCCUAGUUUGAUUUCAUUGAAGGAUUUUUCCUUGCUCUAGGUCAAAUCUCGU
Messenger RNA from Molossus molossus (Pallas's mastiff bat), 6608 nucleotides. RefSeq names its product GTPase activating protein and VPS9 domains 1 (gene GAPVD1). Gene Ontology annotation, cellular component: cytoplasm; cytosol; endocytic vesicle. Gene Ontology annotation, biological process: regulation of actin cytoskeleton organization; vesicle-mediated transport; regulation of GTPase activity. The coding region runs from base 113 to 4459 and encodes 1448 amino acids. NCBI's taxonomy places the organism in Eukaryota, Metazoa, Chordata, Mammalia, Chiroptera, Molossidae. Gene Ontology annotation, molecular function: GTPase activator activity; guanyl-nucleotide exchange factor activity; actin filament binding. The transcript has 26 exons. The record is from RefSeq and is a predicted model, not a curated record.